GCCUCACUGACUCUCCUCCUAUCUAUGGGCCAGUUUUUCAGCAAUUCAUCAUCCUACACUCCUAAGUGCCCAAACAGAGAACAACCAACAAUCUUCAAUUCCUUUUCCUUUUCUCUUUCUUCUCGCCAUUACUGUUGGAAUCCGAAUUUAGGGACCAGUUUUGGUUUUACUCUCUCUACUAAUCCUUCCUCUAUUUCUGAUGUGUUCGGGAAAUAAUGGCGCUCACACACACCAACGCAAACUAAAUUGAAAGCUAGCAAAAAUACAAACAACCCUUCUUUGUUUCUGAUGUGUGAUGCAUGCACCUCUGGUCCCUUGAUCAUGACCACUGAGACUCUCUUUGCAUGUCGUUUCUCACUCCCCUUUUGAUUCUAUUACCUCAGACGGAGCAAUAGAGGACGACAAAGCCUGAAAAAAUUUUCCUUUUUCUUCUGCCCAGAUUUUCUAAUGAAUUUAACACUGCUGGUAUAAUCUGUAAACAAGAGGGUUGAGAGAGAGAAACAGGAGUUUUUUCAUUGAAACUUGUUGCCGAUUUCUGGCUUCUGACUCUGCAAACCAAAGUGAAUUUAUUUGACUGCAGUUUUGCACAUGUGCUGUAGAGUGUAGUACACUGGUUAGUUGUACAAGUCUCCAACACUGCAGAUAAAAACACAGAAUUGGUUUUUUGAUGUUGUCUUCUCGAAGUUAUGGUACUGUCCCUUCAGAAUAAAAAUGAACUGUAGUGGUAGAGAGAUCCACGCAGAGCAGCCUCUAUUGAUUGACAAGCUCUGAUUUUGAUGGCGUUUUGUAGCUCCUCACCGUCUAUACCAGAAAAAUACAAGAAACUGGUAUCGUCUUUCUUCAGUUCUCCUAAGCUAUUCGCCAAUUUCACAUCGAAAGUGUUGUGUGAAACUGAGAGUGCGAUGAGUCCAACCUCUAUACUCGACAGUAAGCCUUUGUCUGGCUUGAAAAACCCUUUCAGGUCAGAAACAAACAGCCCCAGAACCCCAGUUGGCGAACACAAGCGUUAUUGGGAUAAAUUGGAUUCAAAGGGUCUUGUUGAUGCUCUUGUUGACGACAAUAGACCUGGGGAAGUAACAUCAAAGUCACAAAGCAGAAUGAUUCUCUUUGGAUCCCAGCUUAAGAUUCAGAAUCCUCCACUGUCUCAUCCGACAGUCUCUCCUCAAUCACCUAAAUCUGUGUUUGGUUCCGCCAAUUCAACCCUCGAACCCUCCAAAUCUUCGAGAGUUUUCGCGGGAUCUAUCUCUGCCAGUGAAAUGGAGCUUUCAGAGGACUACACUCGAGUGAUUUCUCACGGGCCUAACCCAAGAACUACUCACAUAUUUGAUAACUGCAUCGUUGAGAGUGGCUGUUUUGAUUUUGGAUGUUCUUCCUCUCCAAUGGAAAAUGUGUUUCUACCUCCCCACACCAGUUUUUCCACCGAAAGCUUCAUGAGUUUCUGCUUUUACUGCAAUAAAAAUCUUGGUCAGGAUAUGGACAUCUACAUAUACAGGGGCGAGAGGGCAUUUUGCAGCCGUGAAUGCCGUGACGAGGGAAUGCUGUUGGAAGAGAGGAUGAACAAAUUGAAAGCUGGAGAUUGAGAUGAUGUGACAUAGAUCAGUUUCCUUCCUUCCUUCCUUAUUUGGUUUGCUUCAAAGAACUACUAAUAAUAACUCUUUGAUUUUUGUUAGUUGCUUUUGCAUAGAUUCAUUUUUGGGACAUAAAGUGGUCCUUAAAGAUCCUGGAUCCACUGUACCUGGUUUUGUUCUUUCUGUUUCUCUCUUUCUGGGUGGUAGUUCUGUAGAAGAAGGUGGAAAGGAUUGAAAAUGAAAGGCUGAAAUACUGUAGAGAAGAUUUUGAUAGAAACGAUGAAUUAGGAGCAUGCUAUUUGGUU
Messenger RNA from Vigna angularis (adzuki bean), 1873 nucleotides. RefSeq names its product FCS-Like Zinc finger 8. The transcript is spliced from 3 exons. The record is from RefSeq and is a predicted model, not a curated record. NCBI's taxonomy places the organism in Eukaryota, Viridiplantae, Streptophyta, Magnoliopsida, Fabales, Fabaceae. Bases 777 to 1580 code for a protein of 267 amino acids.